Molecule: messenger RNA, 2709 nt
Organism: Aspergillus aculeatus ATCC 16872
Lineage: Eukaryota; Fungi; Ascomycota; Eurotiomycetes; Eurotiales; Aspergillaceae
Exons: 6
Biological process (GO): double-strand break repair via homologous recombination; DNA strand invasion
Cellular component (GO): centrosome; Rad51B-Rad51C-Rad51D-XRCC2 complex; replication fork
Molecular function (GO): four-way junction DNA binding; protein heterodimerization activity
Source: RefSeq, a predicted model, not a curated record
AUGGUCGAGUCAGAACCAACCAUCAAGCGCUCCGCCUCUUCCUCCUCGCCUGAAGAUGGACUGGAUCCUCCUGGCGCAAAGCGCAUCAAGCGUCACUACCACCACCAUCACCGCCUGCAGAGCCCCGUUAACCCAGCUCUACCGGAACCCGCCAUCGUCGACGACGCUUGCGUUGACCAGCUUUUAAACCGGUCCAUCAGUCAAUAUUUACGAACAUGCGGGUUCGAACUCGCAGACCCUGCCGCGCUGGACGCUUUUCGCAGGGUGACUGAAGAGUAUGUCUUGAGCGUCGCAUCCUACGUGCGACAAUCCAUGCUAUCGAGCCGACGCACUCAGCCCAUUCCUCAUGAUUUUGACGACGCCCUACGCCGUCACUCUGUCCCGUACACCGACCUCCUCCCACACGUUCAACCUCAUCCCAACCUCGACCCCAUCCCGACCCCUCAGCCCACUCCCCCGCCAGAAGAAGACUCUUUCAAGACCCUCCCAUCCUUUGGGCCACAGCUCAGCGGCGAGGACGACCGCGUCCGAAGCUCCUACAUCCCGAAACACUUCCCCGCCUUCCCCAGCAAACACACCUACCGCCAUACGGCAGUCUUCACAGAACGCGAGCAGGACGCUCGGAAGAUUCGCGAACGCGCUACUGAGGAUGGCCGGCAUGGAGAGGAGGCACUGCGCAAGCUGGCGCGGGCGGCCUUCAAGGACAACCAGUUUGGGUCCUCGGCGCGCGAGAAGAAACCCUGGGGCCGGCGCGCAGAGACGAUGGAUAGUAUGUUUGAGAAGACUGUAAGGGGGCUGGCGAAACGGAUGCAGCGGACCGCCACGGUGCCGGGUGCGGCGGCGCCCAUGGAAAUUGAUUCAGGAGCUGGGUUGGAUACGGAGGUCAAGCCGGUUCGGUCCAAGCUCGCGUUAAGCAUUGAGUUGCCACCUAUCAUCAAUUGCGAGCGGGAGUUUUGGCGGCGAGUGCCGUCGUCGGGGGCGCGGAGAGCAGCAGAGGAUAAGCAAUCUGGCGUGAAGAAGGAGGCCCAUGAUAGAGCUUCCCGGGUGGACAGCUGGCGGCGCCGCGUUUCCGCUCUUCCUCCUCCUUCUGAAGUCUCAUCGGUUCCCAUGCGGUCGUCUCAACGGUCAAUCCUCCGGCGCAUCUUAUGUGGUAAGGUAGCGUCAGAAAUCUCAGCAGCGAUGAAAGAAAGUAAAGUAAAAUUCUUACCUUCGAAACAGGCGCACAACCGGUUGACAAACGAUGACACCAGGCUUGGGGAUCCCGCCUUGAGGAGGAUUACACGAGUAUUGUACCAUCUCCAGCAGCUGGCAUUUCUCCAGCUCGACGGGGCCGCCCUUGCGACGCUUCUCUUGAAAGUUCUUGGUCGAGAUGUUGACGUGCUCGGGGAGGGUCUCGGCGUGGAAGACGGGGACGAGGGCUUUGGAGAAAGAUUACUGACGGAAGUGCAUGAGGAGAGGCUGGACGAGCUCUUGCAUAAUCUCAGAGAACUAUACCAAGAAUGUAUCGGAAGCGAUAUCCUGAAGCCUCGCUUGGGGGUCGACGAGCUCGACAAACUCUUGGGUAUUUUUACUGCACCCGUUCCGUCGGGACAGUCUGGAGCAGAUGCUGCACAGGAAGUACUUCAGCUCGACCCAGAGCAUGAUCCUGACGAUGAACUUGCACAUGAUCCACCUGGGAUAACUGCCAAUACUCAUCCUGCCGGUAUCACGGUGCCUGCCUAUACGAGCCAUGCAGAACCCGUCUUGGAGAUAUCUAGCACGUCUUCUGCAGCAGGAAAGACUAAUUUGCUAUACUAUAUCACUGCUCUCGCUGUUCUGCCGGCCGAGAUUAACGGCUUUAAGAUAGGAGGGCAUGACUCGGCGGUGGUCUUCAUGGACACCGAUGGACGCUUCGAUGCCGAGCGACUGCGUUCUGUCCUUUGCGGCAUUGUUAAGGUCAAAUGCGGAGCACAGGAUAUGAGUCGACUUGACGAGGAAAUGGAGAGGAUGACCGUGUCUUGCUUGAGACAUGUCCAUGUCUUCCAGCCCCAGUCUUCGUCGGCCCUUCUUGCCACACUCCAGCGGUUGGAUACUUACCUCCUAGAUCUCGCCCGCCAUGUAUCCAGCUCUCGAGCACUCCAGCUGCUGAUCCUGGACAGUGCCAAUGCUUUCUACUGGCAGGAUAAGUUACAAGAUGAGAUAACUCGCGUCGAACAAAUAGGGCGUCCGGCUGCAGACAUUGAGAACGAUCGCCGCCAGAAACAGAGCUUCUAUCUGUUCGACAUGUACACGGAGUUGGUGAGGGAGUUGAAGCGACUGCAGCGCGUAUUUGGCUGUGCAGUUGUCUUUACCACUACUGCUGCUCCACAUACAACACCAAGCCGUCAUUCACAUGGAUACCGACCCUCUGGACCAUAUGACCUUUAUAACCCUUCUGAUGCGCCUGCCUUCCGGAGGCCGUCGUUCCGAUCGGCUCUUCCAGCACCGUGGCGGACUUUCCCUGUAUUACGAGUGGUUGUCCAGCGUGAUCCGGUUCGGCCGUUUCCUGCUGCGAUGGGCUUGCAGGAGGCUGAAGAGAAUGCGGCCAAGCGGCAGGAGAUACUCAUGCGUGGCCGAUUCUCUGGAUGGGUGAAUAUGUGGGGACGUGAAGACUGGCCGCGGAGAUGGCUCGAGGGUGUUGAGGCACUAGAUGGAGGAAUGUUUUUCUUUCGGAUUGGUAGAGAUGGAGUG